AUGAUUUCAACAAUCGGCACAACAACAAUACAAGCCGCGAACGGCGGGACUCUGUCCACAACAACAGCACCAAACUCGUUAGUCAUGAAUCCUACGUCAAUGUUAGUAGAGAUGAAAAACUUCAUUCCUUCUUCAUAUACUUUCGAAACAAAAAUCCAGAAGAUAAAGCAAGAACUUUUAACAAGUAAUUUAGACUGUAGUGCGAAAGAUGAAGAAAAUGAAGAAUAUCUUUAUGAAAUGCAGGACAUUAUUGACCAUUUACCCAAAUUGCCUGAAAUCCAACAACAAAAACUCACUAUUCCUGAAUUCGACGAAAUUGAAGUGAAACCAACUGACUCAGUAGAAAUAAAGAAGUUCAUACGUAAAGUAAAUUAUGAAUUCCUUGGUUUUCAUUGCAACCAUAAGGUUAUGGACAAAGAUUGCGACAUGGUAUAUAAAAACAUUUCUGACAUAUAUAAAUCUGAGGAGUUUAAGACUUACGAUAACUUUGUUUCAUUAGUUGCAAAAUGUGUUUGGGAAAUAAGAGAUAAAGAUAGAAGAGGCAAAGUAUGGAACGAACAAAUAAGACCCGCUAU
Trichomonas vaginalis G3 is the source of this 575-nucleotide messenger RNA. Its product is annotated as organellar and viral DNA polymerase type B. The record is from RefSeq and is a predicted model, not a curated record. The annotation marks the transcript as partial. The transcript has a single exon. NCBI's taxonomy places the organism in Eukaryota, Parabasalia, Trichomonadida, Trichomonadidae.